Molecule: messenger RNA, 934 nt
Organism: Solanum dulcamara
Lineage: Eukaryota; Viridiplantae; Streptophyta; Magnoliopsida; Solanales; Solanaceae
Product: protein yippee-like At3g08990
Exons: 6
Coding region: 233-772 (179 amino acids)
Source: RefSeq, a predicted model, not a curated record
UAGCUAUAUUUAAGUCCCUCCAAUCUGUAUACAUAUGGUCAAGAACUGAUUUUUCAGUAUUAAUUAUUAAAGAACCUCUUCUCAGUCCUCUAUGUAUUAAAGAACCUCUACUCUCUCUUUCUUCAAUCAUUUUUAUUUGUUUGAAAGGAGAAAAGCGCUGCUUGAUGCUCCGAUCGAAAACAAAUCAGUUUCGCUCUCUUGGAUAAGGUUCUUGAUUGACAAAGUUGAUACAAUGGUGGUAAUUACUUAUACAUAUGAUCAAGUUCGCGAAGAGGAUUUAAUCCAUUGUAAUGUCUGCAAAACCCAAGUUGGAUUUGUCGAGGAUCACCUUGAUAUCGUGCAAAAUGGUAGAACAGGGGUCUUUAAGAGUGUGUUUAAUGUGAAGCUGCUAGACAGCGCGAAUUAUCUUCGCCAUGUAAAUGGCAAUACUGUUGCUGAUGUUUACUGUGUCCGAUGCGGAAUGCUGCUUGGGUUGAAACUUAUUACUGUGCCCCGACCAUCCCUGGAAAUUAGUGAAGGAAGAUUCUUGAUGAAUUUAGACAAGCUUGUUUAUUGGAAUGGUUAUCCCAUGAUCUAUCAAGAACAGGAUGGAAGUGCUACUGAUAUUGACCAGGCUCUUCAUGAACUAGGUGAAGGAGCUGUUGUUCGAUUGGUUCCUAGUGAACAAAAUGGACGAGCCAAUGUUGGACCUGCCCCUAUGGAUCAAGAUGGAGGCGUCGUUGAUCAACUUGCUGAUGGACUGGGCAAUCUUGAUCUGAAUCUACGGAUGUGAAACAACUACAUUGACUGCCUACUGAAUCAUAAUGUAGGACUAGAUUUUUACAAAAUGUAAUACUUCUUAUAUGUUAGCAUAGUAUUCCUUUUGCAAGUUGAUUGUAGUCUAGACAUAUUUAAGGAUUCAUGCUAAUGUUGAGCAAAAGUUGUUUGUUUUCAA